Molecule: messenger RNA, 1042 nt
Organism: Lactuca saligna
Lineage: Eukaryota; Viridiplantae; Streptophyta; Magnoliopsida; Asterales; Asteraceae
Source: the annotation of a GenBank genome assembly
AUCUAUUAUCUAUAUCUAUUUCUCUCACAUGCAUACGCAAACAUUAAUGGAGGAAGGAAACCCUGCUUCGCCGGUUGCUCUUAUUGUUGGGGUCACCGGCAUGGUGGGUAUUGCCUUAACAGAAGCCUUAAACAAGCCAACGGCAUUAGGUGGUCCGUGGACAGUCUAUGGUGUAUCACGGCGGUCAUUACCACCGUGGUUCCCAUCCUCUCUUCUUAACAAUUACCUCAUUCUGGACACCCUAAACCAAGAAGAAACACAAAAACUCCUUUCUCCACUUUCCUCCAAAGUCACUCAUCUCUUUUGGGUUGCUAUAAGCGUUAAUGAAAGUGAAGAAGUUAACAUUUCCCUUAACUCUACUAUGCUUUCCAAUGUCCUUAACACGUUAACUUCCUCUCAAGACUCAAAACUCAGGCAUGUGACAUUGCAAACAGGAACAAAACAAUAUAUGGGUCCUGUUUUUGACCCAUCCCUUUCAGCUAAACUAGUUCCUCAUGAUCCACCAUUUAGAGAAGAUUACCCUAGAAUACCAUUUCCAAACUUCUACUAUGCUUUGGAAGACAUUGUAGCUUCCUACCCAAAAUCCUUUACCUACUCCAUACAUCGAUCAUCCAUAAUCAUCGGUGCAUCAUCAAGAAGUUUCUUUAAUGAACUUCUCACGCUUUCAGUCUAUGCACUAAUAUGUAUUUUGGCAAUAAGUACUGCUGGGAACACUUUUGGGAUGGGACUAUGGAGAGUGCUUUGUGAUGCGUUUGAUGUUGAGUUUGUGCCAUUUGAUGAGAACGAGAAGUUUGAUUUUGUUGAUUACAUGAAGGAUAAAGAAGAAGUUUGGGACAGAAUUGUUGAAGAAAAUGGAUUGUACAAGACAAAGCUGAAGGAGAUAACUUGCGUCGAUGCAUCUAAUGCAAUUUUAAAGUUCGAGUUUCAACAUGUUUGUAGCAUGAACAAGAGUAGAGAAUUUGGGUUUCUUGGGUUUGAAAAUACACUUGCUAGCAUCGUGGUAUGGGUUGAGAGGUUGAAGCAAAUGAAUAUUCUUCCAUAG